This is a messenger RNA of Abrus precatorius (Indian licorice), 1005 nucleotides long. RefSeq names its product FHA domain-containing protein At4g14490-like. Bases 31 to 1005 code for a protein of 324 amino acids. The record is from RefSeq and is a predicted model, not a curated record. NCBI's taxonomy places the organism in Eukaryota, Viridiplantae, Streptophyta, Magnoliopsida, Fabales, Fabaceae. Gene Ontology annotation, molecular function: mRNA binding; protein binding. The transcript has a single exon.
UUCGGCAAUCGCAACGACUCUGAGUUGGAAAUGGAAGAAGAAGCUCCCACACUGAGACUCGUAAUGCUGCAAGGUCCUCGAGAAGGAGAAACCCUAGACUUCCCACCAGGAACUUCCAUCCGAAUCGGCCGAGUCGUCCGAGGCAACUCGUUCGCCAUAAAGGACCCUGGCAUUUCCUCCAAACACUUCUCCAUAGUAAACGAAUCUAACAAAUGGCUCCUCCAAGACCUCGACUCCUCAAACGGCACCGUUUUCGAGGGUUCCAAAAUCCCUCCCCACACCCCCUUCCCUCUCCACCACGACUCCACCAUCAAGAUCGGAGAACUCACCUCCAUCCACGUCAUCUUCCUCCCCUCCCAACAGCAACACACCACGGCCACUCACGUGCGACGAAACCCCACUCGUGGCGCUCGAACCGGUGAACCCGUUCAGCCGGUCGCCAAACGUGGUCGUCCUGCAGGCAAGGGUUCCAAGGCCAGGGUUCAGAUUCAGACCAUCGACAAAAAUGCAAGCGUUGCAAACGAAUCUAGCUACGCGGCUCCACCCGCGCGUGUCACUCGGAAUUCCAGGAAAAAACCGGUUUCUGAUUCGAGUGUUUUGAAUUUGGAGGAAGAAGCCAAGAGUACUCUGAACCCUACUUUGAUUGAAAUAUCUGAUUUGGACGCUCCGGUUGAAGAGCCGAAGAAUUCGAAGGAAGCGAUUGGGGAUAGUACUGAGAAUUCGAGGAUAGAGUGUGGAGUGAAGAAUUUUGAGAAGAAGGAAACAAGGGAUGAUAGUGAAAUCAAAGAGAGAGAAAAGGAGAAUUUGAAUGGAAAUUGGCCUGAUUUGAAGAAGAUGAGUCUGGGUGAGUGGUUUGAUUUCUUGGAAGUUCACUUCCCGAAGCAGAUAAUGGAUGCAACUGAAGAGAUGAUUGAAUCCAUGAACCAAAAAGCUCAGAGACUCCGCGACUAUAUCAUUUUGACGCAGCAGCAGAAUGACAAGGUUAAAUUGGCUGUGAAGGAAUAG